AUGAUGAAGAUAUCAAAAUCACUUUUGUAUCUAGCGUCGAUCGCAUCAGGUACGCUCGCGGCAAAGCGACCGUUUAGUAUCCAUGAUGAUGUUCUUGCAUAUCCUCAGUACAAAGUUUCGUUUCCGGAAGAAUACGUUCUCGAGACCGAAGCCAGCAUAAUUCUCGAGCUACAAAAAGAAAGAUCUUCCAAAGACACAUCUUCCUCAAAUAUCGUUUCCGAUAAACGAGAUCUAGAGCGUCAUGCAUCACAGAGACCAAUAGGCGGCUGGAAAACGACCAGCAAGAAGAAUGGAGCAGAUCUGGAUUGGGACCCUGAGCUCUCGCUAAAUCAGUUUAGUUAUGAAGAGAUGAAACUCGAGGGGUUACGCUAUCUCUGCAACAUUCCAAGAGUCAAUAAUGGACCGGAGAACAGUACAACGACUAAGACAAUGGCUGAGGGCGACGGGGCUAGAAAUCAAACGCAGGACGAAAAUGAGAUAGCGCGCGCCACUGACCGAGGAUUAGAGUUGCUAGAGGAAAUGGAGGGCACAUGCAUGUAUUACGUCUCAGGAUGGUGGUCAUAUUCGUUCUGCUACAAGAAGCAGGUCAAACAGUUUCACGCCAAAUCUGGUCCAGGCGUACCAAAUUAUCCGCCCAUAGAAGACCCGACCAGUCACUCAUUUGUCCUAGGGAAGUUUCUGCAUGAUGAUGACGAAGAAUCCGAAAGAUACUCUACCAGUAGUCAAAAGCCUGCAAAUGGCAGUACUGCCGAGUUGCAGACUAAAGGAGAAUCAAGAUAUCUCGUGCAAAAACUGGGUGGCGGCACGAUUUGUGACCUUACAGGAGCUGAGCGCAAGAUCGAGGUACAAUUCCACUGCCAUCCUCAGUCCACAGAUCGGAUAGGAUGGAUCAAGGAAUUGACUACUUGCUCUUAUUUGAUGGUAAUCUAUACACCCCGUUUAUGUCAUGAUGUCGCAUUUCAGUUACCUCAAUUCGAAGAGACACAUCUGAUCCAGUGCCGGGAGAUAUUGGCACCAGAAGAAAUUGCAGACUUUGAUGCUAUGAAAGCUCAUCACGAUAAGCAAAAGCUUGUUGAUGCUAGCACUGAAGAAUCUCAAUUUGUUGGCGGAAUCGAGGUUGGUGCAAAGAAAGAAGUCGGAUCCGAGGGCAAAGUCAUUGAAAAAGGACGUAUGGCCCGAAUCGGUGAGGAAACUGUUCAGGUUAUUGCUAAGCGCGAAGAUGGCAAUCUGGUGCAAUUAUCGAAUAAGGAUCUCAAGAAGUAUAAUUUGAAUCCCAAGGAGGUAGAAAAUUUCGCAAACCAACUGGAUGAAAAGUCAAAAGGCGGUGAUUGGAGGCUGGAGAUUGUGGAAAGCAAUGGAGAGACUAGUUACCGUGCUAUUAUCAGUUCAAGUGGUGAUGAAGAUGACGAAGGACAUGGCGAUGGAGAGAAGAAGAACGAAGAAACGGCAAGUGAGGAUCAACCACCUCCUGCAAAGAAAGCCAAGGAAGAUGAAAAUACACCUAAGGACGAGGACAAGGGCAGUGAGGAGACAUAUAAAGACGAACUAUGAUGAUAGAUACUACUUUAUUUGUUUAUUCCUUAAAUAUCUGUUUUGGUGAAAGCGUGGUUCUUUUGGGCGUCGAGCGACACUACUUUCCGCGCCGAUUUCACCAGCGGGAACCCUUGCCUUUCGGACUGUCCACCAUUUCAUCGUUUUCCCUCGAACUUUUUUCAUCGCCCGUCCAGUUGCCAAACCGGAGACCAGUUCACAUAGAUAGCGCAGCCAUGAUACUACCUGGUCG
Molecule: messenger RNA, 1783 nt
Organism: Talaromyces stipitatus ATCC 10500
Lineage: Eukaryota; Fungi; Ascomycota; Eurotiomycetes; Eurotiales; Trichocomaceae
Product: misfolded glycoproteins degradation protein Yos9, putative
Exons: 2
Coding region: 1-1551 (516 amino acids)
Biological process (GO): retrograde protein transport, ER to cytosol; endoplasmic reticulum unfolded protein response
Cellular component (GO): endoplasmic reticulum lumen
Source: RefSeq, a predicted model, not a curated record